GACGUCGCGGGCUACGGCGGAAGGUUCAAUUGUCGGUGAGCCGUCACGACAAACGGACGGAUGCGCGAUAAGGCUCCAAGGCACAGAUUGAAAGCGCGUGUGAUCCGUAAGAGGAGCAACGCGUGCACGGGGACGAUAACUUCCUCGAAUUCGAUUACGCGCCGCCGCGUCGGAGUGUGUCGCGCGCGCGCGCGCGGGUACCGGGCGGCUAACUUCACGCGGGAAGCGCGCGUGGUGCUUCCCUUCGGGCGACUCGCGUCUCCGUUCGUCGGUCGAUCGGUUGUUCCCGCACGUUUUGAAAUGUGUCCCGCGACCGGCGCGGCACCCACCACGCGCGACGGCGACGCGUUAUUUCGCGAUAUUCCCUGGUGUUGACGGAAAAGUGCGAGCGCGCGCGCGCGCUCGCUCGCGCUGCCGCGAUCGCGAUCGGUGUGAGUGAAGGAGAAGAGAAGGAGACGCUCGUGACGCUCUCUCAGUGUGUGCGCUUGGGAUUUCUUGGGUCUCUGCGUCGCGUGGUUUGUGUGCAGCAGUUUGGCCGUUUUCGGAGCAUCGCGAGAGCAUCCACCCCCCCUUCGUGAACACGUUGACAGAACUUCCUCUGGCAGCAGCGGCCAUGACCGCGGACAGCCUGUUCGAGACCACCAGCAUCCCGGGGCACCUCGCUCCCACGCCCGAGAGACUCGAGAGACUUCUCUCGAAACGGACCCUCGAGGAGCUCUACGAGGUCGAGGAACAGCCUUUCGCACGCGGUAAAUAUGCGACGGUAAGGAGAUGCCGCGAGAGGUCCAGCGGCAGGCAAUGGGCCGCCAAGUUCCUGAGGAAGCGACGACGAGCCCAGGAGCUCAGAGCGGAAGCGCUUCACGAAGUGGCCGUGCUGGAUGCCGCGGCCCAUUGUUCCCGCCUCGUCUCCCUUCACCAGGUUUUUGAGACCAACACGGAGAUGGUUCUCGUCCUCGAGCUGGCUCCUGGCGGCGAGCUGCAGAUGAUACUCGAUCGGGAUGAAGUUCCGGAGGAGCGGCAGGUCGCCAGAUUGCUGAAGCAGAUUUUGGACGGGAUUGCCUUUCUGCAUUCCCUGAACGUAGCUCACCUCGACAUCAAGCCGCAGAACCUGGUGCUCACUGGAGAAUUCCCGGACUGUGACGUGAAGCUGUGCGACUUUGGCAUAUCACGGUACAUCAGUCACGGAGCAGACAUACGGGAGAUUUUGGGCACGCCUGAUUAUGUUGCCCCGGAGGUACUGAAUUACGAGCCGAUCAGCCUGGCAACCGACAUGUGGUCCGUCGGCGUGCUGCUCUACGUGCUGUUAACGGGAUGCUCGCCAUUCGGCGGCGACACCAAGCAGGAGACGUUCUGCAACAUCAGUAGAUGCCGCCUGGACUUCCCCGACGAUCUCUUCGAGGACGUCUCCGAGGAGGCGCGCGAUCUCAUGCGCAAGCUCAUGGUGAAGGACCCAAAUGAACGCCUGACGGUGACCGAGUGCCUCCAGCAUCCCUGGUUCAGCAUGUCCGAGCAGCCGUCGGCGCCCCUGACGUUGGCCACGUGCCCCACGUCGGACGACAACCCCACCGCGUGCCCCACGUCGGACAACAAGUCCACCACGGACUCGCCGACGACGACGCCUUCGCAGGAAGAGAACACCCUAUCGAAACUACCGAUCACCAGUGGUUCCGUCUCGAGCACGACGUCGUCGACGCCGAAAAGCGACGGCGAGAAGCAACGGUCAUCCGCGGCCGAGCCGUGUCACGGUUCAGAAUCGCCCACGAAAGCGAUCGGUGGUCCUCGCGUCGUCUCCUCGCACACGGAGAAUCUCUACUCGGCCACGAAAUCGUCGCCCAGGCCUAUCCGGUUUGGUCUGAGUCCAGAUCGCAGGGACACCUUCAAGAGAAACAUGGACUCGCUGGCGCGGAAGUUCUCCGGCACAGAGAUCGUCAUCAUCGAAUCGUCAUCCGCGUCAUCGACAACGACGACCACCAACGGCACUAUCAUCCAGCAACGGCGCGCCACCGCGACGCACACGAUGCCGGCAGGCGGCGAGGUGUUCAAAUGCACGCCCGUGUUCAUCCUCGGCGAGGCGGAGCAGCAGUGCAGCGACAGCGGCAGCGACACCGUGUCCGAGAUCUCGACCGACAGCUCGAGCGACCGCAGCAGCAUCUACUCGGACGACUCCCUGGACUUCAUUCUAUACGGCAAGAGUCAGGGACGCGCGAGUUUCCCGUUCGCCGCCGCGGACGCGACCGCGGACAGAUGGGAGCAGAGGCAUCGUCAUCGCACGCGGGUGUGGCCACGCGAAUGCAGCGGCGUCGUCAGCAAGGCGCUCAGCCGCUUCACAUCGGAAGGCGCGUCGCCCACCGCGACCAGGAUCGCGAAGAUUCCGACGCCGCCGAUGGCGACGGCGCUGCGCGCCAGUAAGACCGGCCUCGAGGCGCUUCGUGAGCGCGGUGGCAACCUGGUGGUUAUCAGGGAACCCGUCCGCGCCGGCAGGUACACUAGGUACAGCGAGGUGCAGUGUGAGUCGGUACAGGCGCGGAUCCGGCGGUUUCAGGUGCACGAAGCCUCGUAAGAUCCGGUCCCGGGCGCGGCCCAGGCGCUGCCUCGAAUCCGCACUCGCGCCAACUGGACUGAUAAACGCCUGACAGACCUCGAAGAGCCACCGUUGGGCUCGAGGCGAUUGUACAUAUUACGCAAUUCGUGUAUAGUGAUUCGAAGGAGAGGAGAGGGGAGGUUUUUCGGCAUACCCGAGAAGAAUGCGCGAAACGAAUCAUGGAGAAAGGUAGCAGACGGGUGAAGGUUUCUUGAGGUUCAUGUAGGCUGUGAUGAUGAUUCGGGAAUGUACCCAUGUGCCUUUCUCGUAAGAGUACGGGACUGUGUGAACUCUGCGAAAAAUAGAUUCGGAUACUCGGAUACGUUUGCGAUUGUUGCGCAACUGUAGCGACUGUUGUAGGACGAUGAAAUCGAGAGCCAUGUGCCAUGCGACGAUCGCGCGUUUCAACAAGAGUGUCGGAUCGCGUUUCCGAGUCUACUUUCCGUAAAGCGCACGAUUCUGUAAUUCGCGAUACGAAAAUAUCAAAAUAUCAAACUUCGCAAAAUCCUACACCACACGUGAUCUCCAGAAUCCUCGGAACAGCCUCUCGAAGACCCGGCUAUCCGACUUUCGCCGGGUUCCUCGGGAACGCACGAUCGAUUGCGCGCGAAAGCGCUCGGCUACAUGCUCGCGCGAGGUGGCGCGAACGCGUGCGGAAUCCACGCACGUGUACGUACACGCCUCCGUAGCGUGCGCGCGUCUGCGAAGGUGCCGACCAGAGAUCGCGGCUUGUACCAUAUCAAAGCGAACAAAUGGCUGUUGUAAAUACGGGUGAGAGCCGCGCGUGGAUGCGUCGCUGCGUGCGCGUGCGUACACGCUUGCGCGCGUGUGUGCCAAGACUCUUCGCGGAACGAGCGAGCGGCUUUUUCGAAGAGGGCGGUCUUGAUGUACAUAUUCGAGUAAUCAGAGAAGGGAUGGAGUGACGGGAUGAGUUGCAUGUGUGCGUGGCUUCGUGAAGGUACCUGCGACGAUGCGACGUGUCUUGGGGGUGGCCUCGCAUCGGGGCAGGAAAGCGGGAAGAAAGGCCAAGCCAGGUCGUCGCACCACCUGACGUUCAAUUCCGCCAUGGGAAACGCAUCUCCCGCCACGAAGACACGUAUGUUGCAGUCAGUCGGUCGAUCGGUCGAUCGGUUGGUCGAGCGACGACGGCACCCCGCUAAUCUCUGAUGGAUCUUAUCGACGCUGCCGUCUGGGAUGAUGCGAGGUGCAAAAUAGCACCCGGAACAGAACGCGGGUACCCGAGAAGGCGAGUGCUCGGAGCGCGAAAGAGCUUGAGGACGAGGCAGUUUGCCAUUAUCAAUAGACUGAUCGACCGUCCUUUCUUGUUGAGGGAAGCUCGAGCUGUAUCGCGCGCUAUGCAUCGAGCCGAUCGAGACGAAGCGUUGCGCGUUUACCCGGAACAACAUUGCAAAUCCGCUCUCGGAGCAGGAUUUCACGAAACGAACAC
Ooceraea biroi (clonal raider ant) is the source of this 4028-nucleotide messenger RNA. Its product is annotated as serine/threonine-protein kinase 17A. Lineage: Eukaryota; Metazoa; Arthropoda; Insecta; Hymenoptera; Formicidae. Gene Ontology annotation, molecular function: protein serine/threonine kinase activity; ATP binding. Gene Ontology annotation, biological process: intracellular signal transduction; protein phosphorylation; positive regulation of apoptotic process. The record is from RefSeq and is a predicted model, not a curated record. Gene Ontology annotation, cellular component: nucleus.